AAAGGAGAGAGAAGGGGUGCUCGGUGCUGCUGCUGCCGCUGCCGCUGCUGGAUUGUUGGGGAGGGAAAAGCAGCCGAGGGGGAGAAGGAAAAAAAAAAGCCCAGACUCAGAAAGAGAGAGAGAGAGAGAGAGACAGAAAACAAGCCCCGCGAGCUUCCGAGGAUUCUCGGAUCUGGACUGAGAAGUCAGGUUGGAGAAAGUACAGCGAUGCCAAGGAGGAAACAGCAGGCACCUAAGCGGGCAGCAGGUUACGUCCAAGAAGAUGAUCUGAAAGAUGAUGAAGACAUAAAAGAGGAAGAAGAGGACGAUGAUGAGAGCAAUUCGACUGCUCAUCUUCAGGGCAGCAAUGACCCCGGCACGGACGAAGAACAUGACAUGGGCCCUGAUCUGAAAGGAAGCUUUAGCUACCAGAAUUCUCCAGUAAGUCACAUCUCCAACCAGGAUGUUGAAAACGAAUCGCUGCUAAGCGACGCAAGUGACCACGUGGCAGACAUCAAAAGCCUUUGCUCUAGAGAGACGCAGGACCCCAAAGCCAAUGCCCAGCCCAAACUUCCCAGUGAAGCACAUAGUUGCAUGGAUAAAAUGACAGCGGUUUAUGCCAACAUUCUUUCAGACUCUUAUUGGACGGGCUUAGGGUUAGGACUCAAGCUGUCCAAUUCAGAGAAGAGGGGAUGUGAUCACAGAAACGGGGCGAGCAAAAGUGAAUUCGAUUGGCAUCAGGAUGCCUUGACCAAAAGCCUGCAACAGAGCUUACCCACUAGGCCUGUCUCAAAACCAAACCUUUUCAGUUCUGUGCAGCUCUACAGACAGAGCAGCAAAAUGUGUGGAACUGUAUUCACAGGAGCCAGUCGGUUUAGGUGCAGGCAGUGCAGUGCUGCCUAUGAUACCUUGGUGGAGCUCACGGUCCAUAUGAACGAGAGCGGUCAUUACCAAGAUGACAACCAUAAAAAAGACAAGCACAGGCCUACGAGUUAUUCCAAGCCCCGAAAAAGGGCCUUCCAGGACAUGGAUAAAGAAGAUGCCCAGAAAGUUUUAAAAUGUAUGUUCUGUGGUGACUCCUUUGAUUCCCUUCAAGAUUUAAGCGUUCAUAUGAUAAAAACAAAACACUACCAAAAAGUGCCUUUGAAGGAGCCAGUCCCUACCAUUUCUUCCAAAAUGGUAACUCCUGCGAAGAAACGUGUCUUCGAUGUUAACAGGCCUUGCUCCCCAGACUCUACCACUGGGUCAUUUGCAGACCCUUUUUCUUCUCAGAAAAAUGCAAACCUGCAGCUGUCAUCUAACAAUCGCUAUGGUUACCAGAAUGGGGCCAGUUACACAUGGCAGUUCGAAGCCUGUAAAUCACAGAUUCUGAAGUGCAUGGAAUGUGGGAGUUCACAUGAUACCUUACAGCAACUUACAACACAUAUGAUGGUCACGGGUCACUUCCUGAAAGUCACGAGCUCUGCCUCAAAGAAAGGGAAACAACUUGUUUUGGAUCCCCUGGCUGUGGAGAAAAUGCAGUCACUGUCCGAGGCACCAGCGAGUGAUUCUCCACUUUCAAAACCUUCCAGUAAUGCAGCUACAGAGCUUGCUGCUCCUGUUUCAGACAUGAAAAAAGAAAGCAAGCAAAAUAAACCUGAGGAAACAAACAAAGAUGAGAAAAUAGUAAAGAAUGAAGACUAUGAAGACACCCUUCAGAAACCAAUAGAUCCUACAAUGAAGUACCAGUAUCUUAGGGAGGAAGAUUUAGAAGAUGCUUCAAAAGGUGGUGGAGACAUUUUGAAGUCUUUAGAAAAUACAGUCACCACAGCCAUCAACAAAGCUCAAAAUGGAGCUCCCAGUUGGAGUGCAUAUCCUAGUAUCCAUGCAGCUUAUCAGCUCUCUGAAGGAUCAAAACCUUCCUUACCAGUAGGGUCUCAAGUUCUCCAAGUCAGGCCAACUGUUACAAAUAAGCUGAGGCCUAUUGCUCCCAAGUGGAAAGUGAUGCCUCUGGUUCCUGUCUCAACUAACAUGGCCCAAUGCACUCAAGUGAAGAAGGAAAUGGAUGCUAAAAAGGAAGCGCAAAAGGACCACGUUAAAGAGGGGAACAAAGUGGACACUUCCCCCAGCAGUCAGAAUGAUGAAGAAUCUCUCCCUCAAGCUGAAGUAUCCGUAGAACCCCAAAAGCCAGAUCCUAGUCCCUUGAAGGAGGACACAGCAAUAGAAGAUGGGGAGAAAGAAAAAUCAAAAACAAAGGAGCCAGCAACGUUGUCUCUCAGCAAUGGGUGUGCUGCCCCUAACCACUCCUCCGACUUGCCUUGUUUAAACCCACUGAGCGCCCUGCAAUCUGUGUUGAAUAACCACUUGGGUAAAGCAAAUGAGCCUUUGAGACCUCAGUCCAAUUCCAGCCCCACUUCGAGUUCAGUUUCUGUGUUCCAUAAGCCUAAUUUAAAUAUGAUUGAGAAGCCAGUUUUAUCUCCCACCCCAACGCCACCCAAAUCCACAGGUGUUACAUCCAGGCGUUAUGUGUUUGAAAACAAUGACCAGCCGAUAGACUUGACCAAAUCUAAAAGCAAGAAGGAAGCAUCUGCUCAAGCACAAUCUUGCACCUCCCCAUCUCAGAAGCACGCACUGUCUGACAUUGCAGACAUGGUCAAAGUUCUCCCCAAAGCUACGACACCAAAACCUGCUUCCUCAUCUAGGAUCCCACCAAUGAAACUGGAAAUGGAUGUCCGGCGUUUCGAAGAUGUCUCCACAGAAGUCUCCACUUUACACAAAAGAAAGGGAAGGCAAUCCAACUGGAAUCCUCAGCACCUCCUCAUCUUGCAAGCUCAGUUUGCUUCCAGUCUCUUCCAAACAUCUGAAGGUAAAUAUUUGUUGUCAGAUUUGGGUCCCCAAGAACGCAUGCAGAUCUCCAAAUUUACUGGACUGUCCAUGACUACCAUCAGCCACUGGUUGGCCAAUGUCAAGUACCAACUCAGAAAAACUGGAGGGACAAAGUUUUUGAAAAACAUGGAUAAAGGGCACCCCAUCUUUUAUUGCAGUGACUGUGCAUCUCAGUUUAGAACCCCAUCGACUUACAUCAGCCAUUUAGAAUCCCAUCUAGGGUUCCAAAUGAAAGACAUGAACAAGUUGGCUGUGGAGCAGCAAACCAAGGUAGAGCAAGAAAUCUCCAGAAUUUCAGUUCAAAGAUCUCCUGAAACAAUAGCUGGGGAAGAGGACACAGACUCUAAGUUCAAAUGUAAGUUGUGCUCUCGGACAUUUGUGAGCAAACAUGCCGUAAAACUUCAUCUAAGCAAAACACACAGCAAGUCACCAGAACACCAUUCACAGUUUGUAGCAGAAGUGGAUGAAGAAUAACUCCUAAGGUAUGCAUGCAUUAACUGCCCAAUGGGUUUCAAUGUUAUACUUGUAAACAGGGGGCUCCUAAAGCACUUCUGCUUUCUUAAAACUAUUAUAUGGGUCAAAGUUGCCAGUUUCCUUUCGGACAGAGGCACCUCGGUCUGUAUCUGCUGCAUGGAGGGGAGAAAUUUAAUGAGUGCACCUUCUCCCAUCAAUCCAUUUCCAUGAUACGUUUUGUGCAUUUCAUGAAGUCAUACUGCUAUUACAGGUGCAGGAACUUCUGCUGAGAAAAGAUUUCACAGCCAUACUGGGUGUUGAUUCCAUGUUCCUGCCUAGUUACCCAACCCAUUAGCCUUGCAUUUGAAAAGCAAAGCAUGGUGGACACGUCACUCUAAUAGCUUCUGUUAAAACUGUAUCUGCUUAUAAUGUUUUAAGCAUCUCUGUCAUUUGUCCCAAGUCUGUACAUGCCAGCAGGAGACACAGCAGCAAGUUGGACAAGAGUUUUGUGUAUGUCCAGUGUCCAGUUUCAGACAUGGGAUUUCUCUAUUUUGUGGUUAUUCCCUUAACGCAUUUCCAACUUCAUUGCCCAUUAUUGUAUCAGAUAUAUUUUUGAGAAAAUUGUCCAUCAUCUUCAUGCUAAUUACUCACACACCUCUUACCUUAUUUUGAGACAAUGGUAUGGGGAAGGUCCAUCACACAGUAGGAGUGUAUAUUUUGCAUGCUCAGGGCCCCUUAUUCGUCCCCCAGUAUCCCCUGCUGAAGGAUUUCUGGUGACAGAACUGGGAAUGUCUAAGUGGAACUGUGAUUGAGAGUAGAUGCCAGUCCAAGUACACAGUCAGAGGUUGUAUGGACUAAGGGAUUUUGAUUCCAUGGUAAAUCUCCUCUAAUGAAAGGCAUUCCCAUCACUGUAAUGGGACAUGAUGAAUUCCCCCUUAAGCUGCAGCCCAAAAUGCUCUCUGGAUUACCACUCCAGGGGGGAAAGGGAUCCGUAGGAACAGCACAAAGUAGGGGAGCCAGAUGUCAGAAAUUUAUCACAGGAUCCAGACAAGUAUACAACAGUUUUGUAUGCUCGUAAGACAUGGAAGAGUAACUCUGGCCUCUUUUGAAAGGGAACCCUCUUUAAAUGUGUCCCUAAAAGGCUGUAAAGAAGCAAACCCCCAUUUAAGAAUGUUACCCAAACAGCUAUUGAAGAGGAAAAACACCCUAAGUGAAGUGAAAGGAAGAGCCACAACUGAAAUUCUUGCAGCACCAGACAGGUGCCAGAAGGUACAAGCAAGAAAAAGAAUCUACUUUAGACAUUCCAAAAAAACAAGAUGAAGGUGGAACGUGAGCUACUUCUUGUUUGUAAUGUGUUUAACUAGUUUUCCAUGUUCCAAAUAGUUAAAAAAAGAAAAUAAAGUCUUAAAAGACAAUUAUAAGAUAGAACAAACACAAGUUGGAACACAUUUUCUUACAUCUCUGGGUACCAUCCAAAACGUGGAGGUGCGUAUUCUCCCAUCCUCUGUACAAGGCCCAAAAUCUCUGGAAGAGGAGGUACAAACCUCACUUCUUCUUUCACCACUUCUUUGGAAUAUCCAAAGUGGCUAUGCUUAGGUUUCAGUGUCCAAAUGUACGUCACAUUUAUGACUCCUGCAAAGCUAGCAUAAGAGUCAAAGAACCCUGAGAGGGUACGUAUACAGGCAAGUGACAUCUAUUCUCUGCAAUGUAAUUGCCCACUAUGUAUUUGUCACCCACCUAUAUUAAUAUUCAAGGACCAAAAAAUGUCCUCACCAUCUGGGAUUUUUUUAUUGGCUUCAUCUUGAACAUUCCGAAUCUGCAAAAUGUGAAGUCUCUAUAACUGAACUGUAAAACAGACGAAACUCUAUACCAGUACACAGAAAAUCUGUAUGUCAAAAUCAUUGGUUAUUUAGUGAUUAUAUGGCCUCAUAGAAUGAUUUGUGGAAUUCCUUUGUCACAUAUAAA
This is a messenger RNA of Eublepharis macularius, 5262 nucleotides long. It is a transcript of the gene TSHZ2, whose product is annotated as teashirt zinc finger homeobox 2. The transcript has 2 exons. The record is from RefSeq and is a predicted model, not a curated record. Gene Ontology annotation, biological process: regulation of transcription by RNA polymerase II. Gene Ontology annotation, cellular component: nucleus. Lineage: Eukaryota; Metazoa; Chordata; Lepidosauria; Squamata; Eublepharidae. Bases 208 to 3318 code for a protein of 1036 amino acids. Gene Ontology annotation, molecular function: DNA-binding transcription factor activity, RNA polymerase II-specific; DNA binding.